Molecule: messenger RNA, 1767 nt
Organism: Ylistrum balloti
Lineage: Eukaryota; Metazoa; Mollusca; Bivalvia; Pectinida; Pectinidae
Product: tRNA-specific adenosine deaminase 1-like
Exons: 10
Coding region: 82-1722 (546 amino acids)
Biological process (GO): RNA processing
Molecular function (GO): adenosine deaminase activity; RNA binding
Source: RefSeq, a predicted model, not a curated record
CCUGACAAGCCCCAGCUAUAAUGAUUUAGGUAGCUUCAGGCCUGCAGAGACAGUUUCAGGUGAGGUUCAUGAUAAUUUGUGAUGUCAACCAGAAGAGGGCAGCACUUUGCUGAUACUGUGGCCAAUCGCUGCUAUCAACAGUACCAACAGCUUCCUAAGGAGGGGAAACCACAGAAGGGUCGAGAAUGGACCCUAAUGGCAGCCGUUGUCAUGACUGUCAGCGAUACUGAAAACAAACCCAGUGAUGACCAUGAUCGAGGAGACAUUAUUGAUGUUCUUUCCAUAGGAACAGGAUCCAGAUGUAUUGGGAAGUCAUUAUUGACAGAUAAAGGGGACAUCAUCAAUGACAGCCAUGCAGAAGUUUUAGCUAGAAGAGCUUUCAUAAGCUACCUGUACGACCAGCUGAUGCUUGUUUACACUGACCAGGAAAGUCAGGUGCUGGAGGUCACAGACAACUCAAAGGUCAAAGUCAAGGAUGGGAUCAGUUUCCAUUUCUUCUCAAGUCAUACACCCUGUGGUGAUGCCUCUAUAUUUCCUAAAGCAGAGGAUAGUAUUGUAAACACUGGUGUGAAGGUUGAAAAUCACAACAAAUCCCAUCAGAUCCACCAAGAUGAUGGUCAUCUACAAACAGGAGUUGAAGGUCACCUACAAGAUAUGUCUGAGAAUAGUUUUCAGAAGUGUAAUAAAUUAGUCCCAAGCUCUGGAGGUCAGGGUUCAAAACAUAAAUUGAGUAUUGACAGUGAGGAUGAAAUUGAAGUAAAAAAGUCAAGGUCAAUGAUUGAAAAAGGACAUCUAGAUGAAAGUGAUGAUGCUAAAACGUUCUCAGAGGACUUGUCAGAUUCAAGUACAAGUAUCAUAAAGGAAAAUCAAAGUGAUGAAAUUAAUAAAGAAUGUUCUGUGGAAGGUGAGAGGUUGGUGACAAGUAGCAAGUCAUCUAUAGGGCCUAAAGGGGACAUCUACAGGACGGGGGCCAAGUGUGUCCCUGGGGGCCAGCAGGACAGCUUUGGGGCUGGAUGUGGCUACCACACAGUGGGAGUGCUGAGAACCAAGCCAGGUCGAGGAGAUAGAACUCUCUCAAUGUCUUGUAGUGACAAACUGACUCGCUGGAAUGUUGUCGGAUGUCAGGGGGCAUUACUUUCCAAUUUCCUGUCCCAUCCAAUUUAUUUUGAUACAAUUAUUAUAGGCAGCUGUCCCUACAGCCAAGAGGCCUUAGAUAGAGCUGUGAUACAGAGGAGUAUGGGUGUAGGUCCACUUCCUCCUGGAUAUCGUCAUGGAAACCCACAGCUUCUCCAGUCCUCUGAACUCUUCCCAGACUCUCGCACUUCCUUGGAGAAAAAUCACCAGGUUUCUUUUACACCUUGCCCAAUGUCUAUUACCUGGCACUGUAGACAGCAGAAUAACUUCCACCAGGUUCUGGUCAAUGGCAGACAGCACGGUGCUACUAAGAAGAUGAUUCAUACUCCUAAAGUACGGAGCAAAGUUUGCAGUUUAGAAUUGUUGCGGCGGUACAUACAUAUAUUAGAAGUUAUUCCCAAGGAGAAACUUCCUCUUGAAAGCAUUCCCAGCUCAACCAAGGAGCCUACUGAUGUAACUUAUGCAGAGUACAAAGCCAUGGCAACAGCUUACCAGACAGCAUGGAAAUGUUUAAAGAACCAGGAAAUAUUCCACUCCUGGGUGCAUAAACCUUCUGGGCUUACAUCAUUUCUACUGGAUAAUAUAUAGCUUCAUAUGUCUUAGUUUUUCUUGUUUUUUUUUAUUAGCAAUCAC